Microthlaspi erraticum is the source of this 1716-nucleotide messenger RNA. The record is from the annotation of a GenBank genome assembly. NCBI's taxonomy places the organism in Eukaryota, Viridiplantae, Streptophyta, Magnoliopsida, Brassicales, Brassicaceae.
AUGGCUGACGAAGCUAAAGCCAAAGGAAACGCCGCUUUCUCUUCCGGCGACUUCACCUCCGCGAUUCUCCACUUCACCGAAGCAAUCGACCUCGCUCCAACCAACCACGUCCUCUUCUCCAACCGUUCCGCUGCUCACGCCUCGCUCCACCACUACGCCGAUGCUCUCUCCGACGCGGAGAAGACCGUCGAGCUCAAACCCGAUUGGCCCAAGGGUUACAGCCGUCUCGGAGCUGCUCACCUGGGUUUAAACCAGUUCCAGGAAGCCGUCGCGGCUUACAACAAGGGGCUAGAGAUCGAUCCGAGCAACGACGCGUUGAAAUCGGGAUUAGCCGAUGCUCAGUCGUCUGCUUCUAGGUCACGAGCUUCUCCUUCUUCGUCGCCGAAUCCUUUCGGUGAGGCUUUCAAGGGGCCGGAGAUGUGGACGAAGCUCACCGCCGAUCCUUCGACGAGAGGCUUUCUGCAACAGCCUGAUUACGUCAGCAUGAUGAAGGAGAUCCAGAGGAACCCUAGCAAUCUCAAUUUGUACUUGAAAGACCAGAGAGUGAUGCAAUCGCUUGGAGUUUUAUUGAAUAUCAACUUCAGACCUCCUCCAGGAGACGAGGCUGAGAUUCCUGAGUCCGAUAUGGGUCAGGCUCCUGAGGUUGUUGAGAGGAAACGAGAACCGGAGCCGGAACCAGAGCCGGAGUUUACUGAGGAGAAAGAGAAGAAAGAGAGGAAGGAGAAAGCUAUAAAGGAGAAGGAGAUGGGCACUGCUGCGUACAAGAAGAGGGACUUUGAUACUGCAAUCCAGCAUUACUCUACAGCAAUGGAGAUUGAUGACGAAGACAUCUCAUACAUCACGAAUCGUGCCGCUGUUUAUCUGGAAACAGGAAAGUACAAUGAGUGUAUUGAGGAUUGUGAGAAGGCAGUGGAGAGAGGUAGAGAGCUUAGAUCAGAUUACAAGAUGGUAGCUAAAGCUUUGACUAGGAAAGGGACUGCUUUGACUAAGAUGGCGAGAUGCUCUAAAGACUACGAACCUGCGAUUGAAGCUUUCCAGAAAGCUCUUACAGAGCACCGCAACCCUGAGACGUUGAAGAAGCUGAACGAGGCGGAGAGAGCGAAGAGAGAGUGGGAGCAGAAGGAGUAUUUCGACCCUAAGUUAGGAGAUGAAGAGCGUGAAAAAGGUAAUGAGUUCUUCAAGGAGCAGAAGUAUCCUGAUGCUAUAAAACAUUACACUGAAGCAAUCAAAAGGAAUCAGAAAGAUCCGAAAGCGUAUAGCAAUAGAGCUGCGUGCUACACUAAGCUUGGUGCGAUGCCUGAAGGACUAAAGGAUGCAGAGAAGUGUAUUGAGCUGGAUCCAACCUUCUCCAAAGGAUACAGCAGGAAAGCUGCAGUGCAAUUCUUCAUGAAGGAGUAUGACAAUGCGAUGGAAACGUAUCAAGAGGGUCUCAAGCAUGAUCCGAACAAUCAGGAACUUCUUGACGGUGUUAGAAGAUGUGUACAACAAAUCAACAAGGCUAAUCGUGGGGACCUUACUCCUGAGGAAUUGAAAGAGAGACAGGCAAAGGGAAUGCAAGAUCCAGAAAUCCAAAACAUUCUCACAGAUCCUGUGAUGAGACAGGUACUUAGCGAUCUUCAGGAGAAUCCGAGCGCAGCGCAGAAACACAUGCAAAACCCAAUGAUUAUGAACAAGAUUCAAAAGCUUAUUAGCGCCGGGAUCGUUCAGAUGAAAUAA